UCUUUCGCGCGCGAACGUUUGCGACGCAAUUCAACGCAGUGUUCAACAGUCAUUGAAUAUUACGAUUCGCGGUAUUUUACUACAAUAUUUUCAUAGUUUCUUCAAUAAAAAAUACAAAGUGGAAUGUGUUUAUGCAAUUGUUGCAUCAGAAGUGUUCAGUGCAGUUAUAAAUGUUCAAAUGAAUAGAAAAAUUGGAUUAUCUCAUGACAUCGGAGCGAACAUAGCAAUUCAUUCAUUCACAGAUAACACAUCCUGGUUUCAGCGGCUGCAGGUGACCCUGCGCCGUCUUCCUUCACCUCGUCUGCUGUUCUACUUCACAUGAGGUGGGGAAGCGCGGCGUGCACUUUGCUGCUCGCCAUUUUAGGAAUUGUUUCAGGUAAAAAUUCAACACACGAUGAGUUCUCGCUAGCAGUGACAGCAUGUGUAGCCGGAGACGGGGCAGACGCCGCCCCGGCUUUAGCCGAACUAGCCGCGUUGACCUUAAGAAGAGCCGGCAUCAAAGCUCACGCAGUUCCUCCUCCAAUAGCAUGCAUAUCACCAUCCCGAGCAGACUCUUAUUCUUGCCGAAAAGCUGUUCUUGCAGAAUUAGGACAAGCUAGACUGCACGUAGCUAUGCUAUCAGUGCCGGCAGCUAGUGUUCCUGAAGCAUGGUUGCUACGUGGUACAGGUUUCGAUGAUCUGGGUGAUGUUACUCCACCAACACGAAGAGUAUGUGUUGCGUCACCACCGGCACGAUCGCUGCUGGACCUUGCGGAUAAGGAUGUGGCGCAGAAAUAUUAUAUAUCACCAAGUGAAAUAGCCGAGGUGCUUGGAUCUCAAAUGAUAGAAAAUACUUCGUCGAAGUACAAAUCUAGCGAAUCCUUAACAUCAAUGGAAUCAAGCUGGUGUAAUGACAAUAAUACGUGUGCAACACUAUUCACCAGUGACGAAGGUGAAGCGAGACUCUUCCUAUCAGAAGUUAGACACAAUGACCUUCGCGCUAUAGUUGUUCCAUUAGGAAUAAAUUUACAUAGAAUUGCACCAAUUUUCGGAAACAGGACACUGAUUUGCGACUGGACUGAGCAUUUCAAAGAACCAUACCAACCGCUUGGACCGCCGCCGUGUGAUGGUAUUGAUCCAGAUUGGUGUUCGUUCGAGAGUCGACGUCUAGUUAAAUGGAUUAACACAACAGCUUUAGCAAGAACCCCAGCUGCGUUACGAAUCAUGACACGAUUCAGGAUAAAUCUCUUCGAGUUGCAAGAACUAGCGGAUAAAAAGAGACAUUGGGGAACUGAAGCCGCUGCGCUUGACUUUUUGACAGCUCACCCUACUCGUGGACAUUCACGUCAAUUAAGAGUGGUGGUGUUCUUGCCAGUUGCAACUAUACGCGAGGUUUAUGAUUCCUCAGCGCUGGCUGCGGCUGCCGCAUUAGCUGAUAGAGAUCUGGAAAAUAUGUUCCCUGGAAUUGCAUUUUUUAAGGUUCAAACGUACGACGACCGUUGCAACGCAGCGGAAGCAUAUAAAUACUUAAUAGAUGCGUUAGGGACGGGGGAGUAUGAUACUCUAACCGCCGCUGUAGGUCCGGCUUGUGGGGCGCCAUUCGCUGAUGUGGUACGACAGGGUCCAGCACAUGGUCUUCCAGCUUUAGCAUAUACAGCUCAAUCACCUCCAGCUGCUCCAGCGGCUCCAAUAGCUUUGCUAGCCGCUGGAGAUGCUAGAACUCCAGCUGAAGCGAUUGCUGCUUUAAUGGGGUCUUUGGGAUGGAGACGAGUAGUUUCACUGAGUGAAUCUUCGACACAUUCGGCGCUUGCUACGGCCAGUUUGGGAGUGGACUUCGUAGUACAUUUGGAACUGCCGGACGAUCGAUUGGACAAUGAUCCGGCUAUUUUUGCACAGUGGGCAGACCGCGCCGCUCGUAUAAACGGAAGAAUUAUAUACAUUUGCGUAGAAGACGCUAGAGCGGUACGGCAAGCGCUCUGCGCUGGUCACAAGUCAGGUCUAACCCCUAGCAAUGGAGCGGUUUGGAUCCUCCCCUCCACUCUCCCCCCCACUUGGGAUAUACCCACAGAAUCAGAUACUUGUUCCGCGGAGGAAAUCGCGGAAAUGAGCUUGGGGCAUAUUUCCGUGGCUCCUGAUUGGUUGCUGCUCUGGUUGGAUGAUGAAGUCGCAAACAAAACUCUAUCAGAAGAAAACGAAGCAUGGCAAUCCCGGUGGCGAGAAGCAUGUACUUGGCUCAAAGUGGAUUGCAAGAACCCCGGACCACAUGCAGUAUUAUUAUACGAUACUUUGUGUCUUUGGGCCAGUACUUUGAAACAACUGAUAGCCGAUACACCUACUGUGCUUAAUGAUUUGCAUGAACCAAAUCUUAUUAGAACAUUAUUAGCAAACGCAACAUCGACAGAGUAUGUUGGACUGACUGGCAAAUUUGAAUGGACAAAACUAAGUGAUGACAACGGCGCAGUAUACGCCCGAACGUCUCCUCUAAUAAUUUACCAAUGGGACGGUCAAAAACGACGGAAAAUCGCCCGCUGGUCAAAUAGCAACCUGGAAUUCGAAAGUUCCUUGAAAUGGUAUACCACAGAUGGUCAUGUACCAGAUGAUGGCCAUGAAACAUGUGCCCUACAGUCAUUAGCUGAUACAUUUCGGAUAGAAUGUCGAACCGCAUCUAUUCUUUUAGCAUCAUUGUUAUUAGCAUUUACAGUCACUUUACUAACGGCACUAGUGAUAUACUGCAAGCGUCGUGCAGAGAAGAAAUACCGUGCAAAACUAGAAGCUUUGACAUUAAGACGAUUGACAAUCGGAAAAACUGUUGGUUUGGACCCUUGGGAGAUACCACGAGAACGCGUAGUUAUCAAUCGAAAACUUGGAAUGGGAGCGUUUGGAACAGUUUAUGGAGGUCAUGCUUUAUUGGCUGAAGACCGUGGUUGGACAGCUGUAGCGGUAAAAACUCUUAAAGCCGGUGCUAGUAAUGAAGAAAAGGUUGACUUUCUGUCUGAAGCAGAAGCUAUGAAACGCUUCGAUCAUAAGAACGUAGUACGACUCCUGGCUGUUAUAACGAAGACUGAACCUGUUUGUACAGUCAUGGAGUUCAUGUUAUACGGAGAUUUAAAGAAUUAUCUUCUAGCAAGACGGCAUUUAGCCAACGCUGAUAGUAGUGAUGAUCCAGAAGAACAAGUCUCAGCUAGACGCUUAACAGGAAUGGCUUUGGACGUAGCUAGAGCAUUAUCGUAUCUAGCUCAAAUGAGAUAUGUACAUAGGGACGUAGCAGCUAGAAAUUGCCUAGUGAGUGCAAGACGGGUGGUAAAGUUAGCAGAUUUCGGCAUGACAAGACUUGUUUUUGAGAACGAUUAUUAUAGAUUCAGUAGGAAAGGCAUGUUGCCAGUGCGGUGGAUGGCUCCAGAAAGUUUGGCAUUCGGGAUUUUCUUACCAGCGUCUGAUGUGUGGUCGUUUGGAGUGUUGUUGUAUGAAAUAGUGACGUUUGGAUCGUUGCCUUAUCAAGGGCUCAGUAAUAGUGAAGUUUUGAACAAAGUUAAGGGAGGACAGACGAUCACGUUGCCGACGGGAUUGAAACCACAGUUAGAGGGUCUCAUAAAAUCGUGCUGGCAGGCGGAAUACAAGUCCCGACCUACAGCGUCCGAAGUGGCCGCGUUUAUAGCGGACACUCCCAGACUGCUCACACCGUGUCUCGAUGUGCCGUUGGACGCACUUUCAUUGGACGCUGACUCUUGGCGCUUGCCGAAAGAGAUCGCUGAUGCUCGGUGGGUAUCCUGGGCAGCUCCAGCAUCAGCGACCACAGACACCACGUACCUCAGUACAGAUGCGCCGAGAGAAAACGACAGGUUCCUUCCUUAAAACUAACAUUAGUAGGAAAUAUUAGUUAGGAAAAUGAGAUUAGGAAAAUAGAGUUUCUAGGAAAUUUAACUUGUUCAAUAGGUUUUGUUAGUGGUACCAUACACACAAUAUAUAAUAAACUAAACUCACAAUAUUGUUACAGUUGAACUAUUGAUAUACAUUAUGAAUAAGCCCGGAAAUUGUCCGAAGCAAAACUCUGCCUAUACAGGGUGUAAUCGUUAAGUGUGCACAAGAGAUUAUUCCAUAACUAUUGCAGAUAUCAAAAAAACUUUAAACUGAUAUCGAAAGU
Colias croceus (clouded yellow) is the source of this 4120-nucleotide messenger RNA. RefSeq lists its product as uncharacterized. Lineage: Eukaryota; Metazoa; Arthropoda; Insecta; Lepidoptera; Pieridae. Gene Ontology annotation, biological process: positive regulation of kinase activity; multicellular organism development; cell surface receptor protein tyrosine kinase signaling pathway. Gene Ontology annotation, cellular component: signaling receptor complex. Gene Ontology annotation, molecular function: transmembrane receptor protein tyrosine kinase activity; ATP binding. The record is from RefSeq and is a predicted model, not a curated record. The transcript is spliced from 12 exons. The coding region runs from base 319 to 3831 and encodes 1170 amino acids.